AUGCUGGGUAGGCCCCGCCCCCUGGGCUCCUGAGGCCCGAGGCAGAUAGCUCCGAACCUCGCUAGGGCCGGGGCCGGGGGCGGAGCGGAGCGGGGCGCGGCGGGGCGCUGAGGCCCCCAGCAGCCCCUCCCCCACCGGGCUCGCUCUUUCCGCCGCUCCCGUCCCCGCCCCCCGCUUUGCCCCUCGGCCUCGCCCCUCGGCCUCUCCCGCCCCCCACGCGGGGCAGGGGCAGCGCCCUGGGGAGCUGCGGUCGGUAUAAAGCGGGCGGAGCGCAGGCGGCGCUGCUCAUAGUCGCUAUGCUGCGGCUGCUCCUGCUGCUCGGCUUGGGCAGCGGCUGCUGCCCUCCGGGGGUCCUCUCUGGUCUGCCCCUGGGCUCCCGGAGGGGCCCCCCGGGGAGAGCUCAGCCACCCCCCGCCGCCCUCUACCAGACCCGCUACUUCCCCCAGAAGAUUGAUCAUUUUGGAUUUGAUCAAGAUCUUACAUUCCAGCAGCGGUACCUAGUAGCAGAUCAGCAUUGGAGAAAAGACAAUGGAUCGAUUCUCUUCUACACUGGCAAUGAAGGCGAUAUCACCUGGUUUUGCAAUAAUACGGGUUUUAUGUGGGAUGUGGCGGAAGAGCUUAAUGCCAUGUUAAUAUUUGCUGAACACCGAUACUAUGGAGAAUCCUUGCCCUUUGGAAACAAGUCUUAUAGCGAUUCCAAACAUCUGAAUUACCUGACGUCGGAACAAGCUCUGGCAGACUUUGCGAUACUAAUUCAGCACCUAAAGGAGACAAUCCCAGGAGCCCUAAAUGCCCCUGUGAUUGCCAUAGGGGGAUCCUAUGGAGGGAUGCUUGCAGCCUGGUUUAGAAUGAAAUACCCUCAUGUGGUGGUUGGAGCUCUUGCAGCCUCUGCCCCAAUCUGGCAGUUUGAGGAUUUGGUACCCUGUGGCACUUUCUACACUAUAGUGACAAAUGAUUUCAACAGGAGCGGGCAGUGCUGCUCAGAGAGCAUCCUGAAUUCCUGGGGGGCCAUUAACCGUGUGUCCUCUACAGAUGAAGGUUUGAAGUGGCUUUCCAGUGCAUUUCACUUAUGCAGCCCAUUAAAAAGCAAGCAAGAUGUUUCUGUGUUGAAAGCUUGGCUAAGUGAAACAUGGGUAAAUUUGGCAAUGGUGAACUAUCCGUAUAAAGCUGACUUCUUACAGCCCCUGCCAGCUUGGCCUAUUCAGGUAGUUUGCAAGUUCUUGAAGAAUCCCAAACUGCCAGACAAAUUAUUGCUACAGAAUGUUUUCCAGGCAGCAAAUGUCUACUACAACUACUCAGGAGCUGCAUCGUGCCUUAACACGUCUCAGAGUGCCACAAGAAAUCUUGGGCUGACGGGCUGGUACUAUCAGGCUUGCACAGAAAUGGUGAUGCCCAUGUGCACAGAUGGUGUCAAUGACAUGUUUGAACCUAGGAAAUGGAACUUCCAUGCGUUCUCUGAAGAAUGCUUCAAAUUCUGGAAAGUGAAGCCUCGCCCUUCCUGGAUUCCUUCUGUGUAUGGAGGGAAAAACAUCAGUUCACACAGUAACAUCAUCUUCAGCAAUGGCGGAUUGGACCCAUGGUCUGGAGGUGGAGUGACUCGGAAUAUCACAGACUCUCUCACUGCAAUUGUGAUCCCAGAAGGAGCUCAUCACUUGGACCUGCGUGCCAGUAAUCCCAGCGACCCCAAAUCUGUGCUGCAAGCCCGGGCCUUGGAAGUUCAGUACAUGAAGCAAUGGAUUGAAAAGUCCAGGCAUAAGCACUAAAGUGGUACUGUAAUAAUGGUGGUCAUUAUCUCCCAUUGGCUUCAAUAGGAGCAGGAGCAGGCCCUUAUUACAGAGUUCUAUUCAAAACAUUUUUUGCCCUUGCUUCCUCUCUUCCUUUACUAGCUAUAUGUAUGGUGGCUGUCAGCACUGUGCCUAUCACUGGGGGAUAGAGGAGAUGGCUGACAGUUGCGAGUCUGCUCCAAUAGCAAACCUCAAUCAAUAAAUACAUAAUACAUGGCUUGAGUCACCCAUGGUGGCUUGCUUUCUUGUUCCGCUACUACCAAAUGCUGCAUUGCAUCUUCUUUGCAACAUGCUUGCUUGGAGCCUGAUUCCUGCUAGGCCACACACAUCCUCACAAAAUCAGUUUCCAAAGUUGCUAACGAAGUGUGUGCUUGACCAAAUGCAGGGACUGCUGAACUCCAUGACAAAGCUCUCACUGAUUUCAGCUGGAUCUCAAUGCAGGGGCUGCUUCUCAGCUGGUGUAAAUUGCCAUAGCUCCGACAGGAGCACCAGGUGAGAUCUGCCCUAGCACUUUCCCUUAUCAACACAAACUGCAUGUUUGCUGUCUUCUAUCAGACACAGACUAAUUAGUUAAUACUGUAACCCAAAAAGUGAGAAAGCACAUCUGUUCGGUUAAGUCUCUCCAGGCUUUCUAGCAGAACUUCUAUUGUUUCCAACGUCCAGUUGAAAACAAAACCAUGAGAGGGAGCUGAGUUUGAGUGAUCCCUUGGCUUCAGACAGUUGUCCUCUCUGUACUGGAGAGUUACAUAGGGAUAUAAACCAUUUUGAUAUGGUGAGGGGUAGAGGAGUUAUUUUAGAGUACAAACAAAACCACACUAGGAUGUGAUUUCAGGGAUGGAAAGACUUUUUUUUUUUUUUUUUAAAAAAGCAGAAUAAUAGGAAUCAGCUCAAUAUUUUUCUUGUUUUCAGCAGCGUCUUAAGCAAGUUGUCGUAUACUGUAUGGUUGUUUCUAUUCUCCUCUGCACAGAACAAACAGGACUGGCCCGUGAACACACUUUUGUUGAUUAAUUCUCUAAUUGAUUGGCUGUGCACAAUUUAUCACUUUUUUCCCCUCCCACACUACUUCUCUUAAGUCCCGGGCUAGGAUAUCUGUUGCUGCCAAAGAGAGAUGUGGGUAUUUUCUUCCUUGUUUCUUUCCCACAAACAUUUAACUUGGUUUUUGUCUUUUUUCAAAUCAUCACUGGGAAACUUUUUCUCUAAACUCUCCUCCUAGAGAGGGAACUUGAUACAGUACUUGUGCUAGCUAGAUGGUAUUAAGUGACAAAUAACUGGGGCUGGACCUUGUUUUCUUUUCCCUUUCUGUGUAGUGAUGAGAUUCUGCAUGGUCUGGUUGCUGAUGGUGGUUCAAUAAAGGCCUUUUAAAAAUUGUUUGCAGGGCAAACUAUUCAGAAUGCAGCUAAACUGUUGGGACAGCAUUAACCCAAAGAAUGAGGCAGUGCUCAGCAGGGCAGGUGCACUAGAUGGCUUUCUGUAGGGCUUCCGAAAGAGCCAAACUACCCAAUUUAUGCAGACAGCAUAUUUGACAUUAAUAAAUGGCUGAGGGAGUCCCCUCACUUUGCAGAUUUGGUUUUAUUCACGCUGAAAGCCUUCUUCCAAAAAGCCCCCUUUCUAGGCUAAGGGGACUAGAUAAUUUAAUUUCAGAAAGUCUCAACGCAACAAAUGGACCCAAAGGUCUCUUAAAAUUCCAGUUUUCUUUGUAUUUCUCUGCCUAAAAUACAGCAUUUCUUCUUACUCCAGACAGCUUUUUACAUUCCCACACAAUCCAGCAUUUUCUAGGAACAAAAUGGAUCUUAUUCUGAACCUUUAAUUUUUUUGAUACACUCCUGUACGUCCGUUUCUCUUGUUUGACAGAGCUCUUGGCAUAUCCUUGCUUUUGCUCCAGUGUUCUAGGAAAGGUUGAUUUGAACAAGGAGGCCUUUAUGUUCAGGUUCAGCAAUCUGGACCUUUCAUGCUCUGUCUUUAGCAGGUAAUCACUUUGGAGCCUAUAAAGAGUGAGACCAAAGUAAGCAUCCUAGUGCAAGGGGAAGAGCUCUUUAGAACUGGACUAAAAUCUGUCAGGUGUUAGUAAUCUCCAUUCAAAUGGGUCAGUUUUCUAGCAUUAUGAUGUAAAUGUGUCCUAAUAGGGGGUGGGGGGGAAGGGGUGUGUGUGUGUGUGUAUACGUUACAAUAAAAUAGUGGCCUUAUUUUUUUUGUGUUAAAACAUUUUAGAUCAAAUAAAAACUAACCAAAUUUCCUGCAUCCACUGCCAAACAAAAGUUAAAACUUGAAGACACAAUCAAUAGUAUUUUAAGAUGGCAUCUAGGUUUAUUGUUAACACACUUUAUUGGAGGGCAAGGGAGAGAACUGACCAAGUAAAUCUAAACAUUGGGAAUGCACGAACCACUCAUAACCAAGGAGAGAGAAAAAAGGGCCUAAUCCAACUACUUUCAUUGACUGCCGAGGGAACACUUGUCAGAUCUAAAGAU
Messenger RNA from Dermochelys coriacea (leatherback sea turtle), 4249 nucleotides. It is a transcript of the gene PRCP, whose product is annotated as prolylcarboxypeptidase. Lineage: Eukaryota; Metazoa; Chordata; Testudines; Dermochelyidae. The record is from RefSeq and is a predicted model, not a curated record. The coding region runs from base 297 to 1763 and encodes 488 amino acids. Gene Ontology annotation, biological process: angiogenesis involved in wound healing; regulation of blood vessel endothelial cell migration; proteolysis. The transcript is spliced from 9 exons. Gene Ontology annotation, molecular function: serine-type exopeptidase activity; dipeptidyl-peptidase activity.